AUGAACAUUUUCCACCACAAGCAUCAAAAGCUUAUUCUUCAAUGUUACCCAGCUGGGAAAUCCGUCGAUAAAAAACCAAAUUCUUCAGAGCUAAGCUACCUCUUAUACUAUGCUUCAACGCGUCGGGUCAAGUUGGAAAAAGUUAUCAUUUUCCUUCGCGAGAAAACCCACCAUGAUGCCGCUAGAAAUAGGUCGGGAAACUUGCAAGUGACAUUGGCAAUCGUCAAGGAGUUGAUUAUCAAGUGUAGCGAAAACUUGAAUGUUUUUGCUCGUCAGGUUUGCAAGAUUUUGAAGAUAUGUUUGGAUACAAAGGACUUUGCCGUUUGCAAAACCGUGGUUAAAACGUAUGGGGUGUUGUGUGACAAACUAGAUGGGGCUUUAUUUAGCGGCGAUAAAGAAUUUAUCAAUGACUUUACCGAGGUUUCGCAAACCUUGAUCUCGUUUGGCAAGGAAAAACAACCAUUGCAAAAUCAAUACGAAUGGCAAAUGAUCUCAUUGUUGGCUAUCAAGGAUAUUUCCAAUUGUUUGGGCUAUACCAGCAACACACUAAAGAGAUUCAUUGCUUUGUCUGUGCCAUAUUUGGUUCAAAUCAUUAUGCAAAAUAACAAUGUAAGCAGUCUUUUGCAAAGAGUAAGAAUGAACAUCAAUGUUGAAUCUUCAGAUGGCAGCAGAAAGCUUUCUAGAGUCCAACUGCAGAAAUCUCAAACUCAAAUCAAUAAGCAAAUCGACGAAGAUUUCGAUAACGACUCAUUAACUAUAACCGAUAUAAACGAAGAGGCUAUGGACGCAUUAAGAUCCUUUUUCAACAAUAAUACUACUGUGCAAAUUUCAGAAGUAACUAGAGCUGUAGUACAGCACGUAUACUCAGCACACCUUGAUUUAAACUGGGGAAUUGUUUUAUUAGAGUUGUGUGUAACUUGGAUCCCUAUUCAAUUGAGGUUUGUUAGUUUGUCUACCUUGCUUUCUACUUUGAAUCGGAUGAAUGUCGAAGGGCCAAGUAAGUCAAAUUACGAAUUGCAAUUACAGUAUGCACGCUUUUUACUAGGCUUGCUUUCUUCUGGAGUCAAUAUGGUGGGUUUAUCCGUAUCAGAUGUAAUCCAGCAAUUGCUCAACUUGCAAACGGACUUGAUUUUGAAAUCUAACGAUUUAUCAAAACAAGAGGUUGAUGCGUUGAUAACCAUAUAUUCAGACUGUAUUUGCAACGUUUCAACACACAUUUACUACUUUGAUCAGGUCCCGGAUUCUAUACAAGAAAUAUUGGUAAAAAUUGAUUUUGUAUUGGACAGCUCGUUUUUCGAUCAUAUUGCAACGGUUUCGGGUGAAAGAGCUCAUGAUUUAAUUAUUCAAUUGUUGGAUAACAUCUCCAAAAUUUUCCGCAUUCUUAAGAAUAACACCAGCUCCAUUAGUCGUAACCAUGUGAAUCUUGAGCAUUGGGAUAUCAGUUUGGGCUUGUUAGCCCCAGAGAGCGAAUUCGAUGAUGAUAGAAAAACAGUUUUGACUACUCAGCAAAUCAAUAGCAUUCAAGCUAAAUACCUUAAAGUUGUUGACGAAUUUUUGAACAAUGAGUUGUUAGUAGCACCGAGGUCCUCAUACGAAGUUCUUAGAAACCAAUCGCUAUUGGAAUCCGGAAGUACAAGCCCUUCAACUAAUCCUGAAUUUUACAGCAGCAACAACAGCAAUAGUGAUUUGAGAGCGGGCGAUAAGAAUUUGAUGGAGCCAAAUGCAAAUCAAUACAUUACCCAGCAACAAAACUUUAUCUCACAUUUGUUAAUGUACAGUGACAAAUUCUUUGAUAGCUAUGAUGCUCCAAAUACCGAAUUGGUGCUCUUGUUAAUAACAGUAUUAAAAGAUAUGGUUAGCAUUUUGGGGUUGAAUUUUGUUAGCAAUUUUAUACCGUUUUUCCACCAUUGGGGCUUAAAAUUGAACAAAGCUAGUGAAUUUACCCAAAGCCAAAAGUAUAAGGAUACCAUUGCUCACAUUAUAUUGUACCAUAUCUUAAAGACACUAGAUCAGCAGUAUGAGGAAGAUUUGCAUGGGUACUGUAAGAAUUCAAAAUUAUUCAAAACCAUUGUUGAUGCAAUUGCAUAUAGGAAACAAAACAGAUUAUGGAUAUAUGGUUUAGAUGUAAGCUCUUCCGACUUGGAGACAAUUAAGAGCACGAGGGUAUUGCCCAAGGAUGCUAAUGGUGAGAAUAUCAAAGUUCGUAUCAAAAGUGAAAAUAUUGAAGAGUUUGCAUGUGGAAACAAUUUCCUCAUUGUUUGGCUUCAUCCUCAAAAACCAUUACCUACUGAGAUUGUAAAGUCUCACCUUGGUACUCAUAUGAGUCAAUUCAACAAUGAAUCAAGAAACACCAACAAUGCGAUCCUUGAUGAUUUAGACCAACAACAGCAACAACUGCUUCAACAACUGCAGCUGCAACACCAAGAAUCUGAACAUUUUGUACCAGACUUUGUGAAUCCUACUGGAUUCUCAUCAGAUGCUGCGUCUACUAAUUCAGAAAAGGGCCUCUAUACAAGUUUAGGAUUGGGCACUGCCAACGAUAUCCGAUCUAUUCAUUCUGAGAUUUUGCAGUAUAGUCAACAUUUCCAAGAAAGAGGUUUGCCUCAUGCAAAUAACUAUACGACAUCCAGCUUGAGCAACAUUUGCGGUGGCAGUGCGAUUGCCGAAGAUGCAGAUAGCUCGAUCUACACUUAUACUUACAAUUCAAAGAAUUUUAAUUCUCCAAGGGUAGCUGAUUUGAAAUCAGUAAUGCUGGUGAAUAAAAUAGGAGGCCCCCAUUUUUCAUCUACGCAAAUGGAUCAGACUAUUUCCAAUAAUUCAAUUUUGAACAAGAAUUUGCUUUCACACGAUGUUGAUUCGAUAUUAGCAGGGUUAGAGAGUGACGAUGAAGCAGCAUUUGUUGUCUAG
Molecule: messenger RNA, 2907 nt
Organism: Lodderomyces oxycetoniae
Lineage: Eukaryota; Fungi; Ascomycota; Pichiomycetes; Serinales; Debaryomycetaceae
Exons: 1
Coding region: 1-2907 (968 amino acids)
Biological process (GO): protein localization to plasma membrane
Cellular component (GO): plasma membrane
Source: RefSeq, a predicted model, not a curated record